UGUUUUGUGCUGUGGUACACUUGACAAUUGAGUCGACCUUGGCUAUAGUGCCGGAAAGCAGCUAUGGCGUGGAAAUCAGUGGUGUCACGGGUAGUGGGAGCAUUAAAGACACAGACUCCACAACUCAAAGCAUUCACCCGUGGGAUCCAAACUGUUACUUUAAUCCCUGGUGAUGGAAUUGGCCCUGAGAUCUCCACUGCUGUAAUGAAGAUAUUUGAAGCCGCAAAAGCACCUAUUCAGUGGGAAGAGAGAAAUGUUACAGCUAUCCAGGGUCCCGGUGGCAAGUGGAUGAUUCCUCUUGAUGCAAAAGAAUCAAUGGACAGGAACAAAAUUGGCCUGAAAGGUAACUUCCUUCAUAUAGCUAUUUGUCGGACAGUUAGUAAUGAUAUUGAUAAUCAGACACCACGUUUUGCCAGAUUCCUUAACAAACCUCUCCCCCUUUUGCUUUGCUUUAUUCAAUCCCAAAGCGAAAAUUGGCAAUUGGACGCUUUAUCAGAAAUGUUAAUUAGCCCCACCACAAAGGGAGGAUAUAUAUAUAUAUAUAUAUCCCUAAUUUCAGUGAAGUUGGGACAUUGUGUAAAAUGUAAAUAAAAACAGAAUACAAUG
Messenger RNA from Thalassophryne amazonica, 606 nucleotides. Its product is annotated as isocitrate dehydrogenase [NAD] subunit alpha, mitochondrial-like. NCBI's taxonomy places the organism in Eukaryota, Metazoa, Chordata, Actinopteri, Batrachoidiformes, Batrachoididae. Bases 64 to 591 code for a protein of 175 amino acids. The record is from RefSeq and is a predicted model, not a curated record. Gene Ontology annotation, cellular component: mitochondrion. The transcript has 4 exons. Gene Ontology annotation, biological process: isocitrate metabolic process; tricarboxylic acid cycle. Gene Ontology annotation, molecular function: isocitrate dehydrogenase (NAD+) activity.